UUUUGUACAACACAGUAGAUCCAGCGAGAUACGACCGCGGUGCCUUCUGGGUAACCCGGAAGUAAACACAACCACGUUGGCCAUGGAGGGAUCGGAGCCGAACCGAGCCGCGGACGGCCGAACGGUGAACAAGGAGGAUGUUUUACGGGACUUCCAGGCGUCCUUCUUCGCCAUGAGUGGACUGGCUUCGUUUCCGUGGACCUUUCUAGAAAAAGAUCUUGAACGCAACAAGUCUUCAGAUCUGAUUUCAGACAUCCUGAGCCAGACGUGUCUUCACUCUCUGUGCCGGAGGUUUCCUCCGUCAGCGAGAUACCGGAAGCUGUUCCUCUCCCAGCUCAUCACACGGCAGGAGGCGGCGGGCUGCGACCCGCUGGACGCGCUCUACGACGCGCUGGCCGAGGUGGUCGGCGCCGGAUACCCGACGGAGUGCUUCAAGAGCUACCUGCUGCCCGGCGGCGAGGCUAUCUCUCUGCUGGAGAGCGUGGCGCUGGUCUCAGACGGGACCACCGGCCUGUUGACCUGGGAGGCCGCGCUGCACCUGGCGGAGUGGGCUCUGGACCACCGGCACCCCUUCACCGGCAGGACGGUUCUGGAGCUCGGCAGCGGCGCUGGUCUGACCGGCAUCGCCAUCUGCCGCUCCUGCAGCCCGAGCAGAUACGUGUUCAGCGACUGUCACCCGAGGGUGCUGCGCAAGCUGAGAGACAACGUGCGGCUGAACGGGCUGACCGGGCCGGAGGUCGGCGUGGAGGAGAUGGACUGGACGACGGCGACGGACGAGCAGAUCGCUCGGAUCGGCGCCGACACCGUCAUCGCUGCAGAUGUGGUCUACGACCCGGACGUGGUGGAGUCUCUGGUGGCGCUGCUGUCCAGGAUCCUGAGGGUCUCGUCUCCGGAGGUCUUCAUCUGCUCCACCGUCAGGAACCAGGAGACGUACGGCGGCUUCAAGCGGCGGCUCGGUAAGGGGGCGGAGCUUCCCGCGAGGCCGUCGACCGACCCGAUGUGUUCUUCUCUCGUCAGGAGAAGCAGGAAUCGGCCACCAGGUGGUGCCAGGAGCCGCCGGCCAGAUGUUCCCCUACAGCCGAGAGUCUGAGAUCGAGACCCUCGCGCUGUCCACGGCCGCACGGCAAUAAAGAUUCAUCAAGUACAUCGUCUGUCCUUUGAAUACACGAGUCGUUACAAGUAAACAUGGUUCAUCAACCUGGUCGAUGGCUCUUAUACAUGUUCCUGGGUGGGAAGUCUCUAAAGUACUACGGUCUGUGUGUAACCUGAAGGCGAAGCACCGGAACCCGGAUCCACAGGUCCAAUGGAGCACAUUGAGGGAACCAGCAAGUAGAAUAACAUUUAUUAAUCUUCAUAAACACAACAAGUUGAGUGGAGGAGGAUUUAAAGUGCGUACAAAUGAUGUUAUCAUGUAAUAAUAAAUGUUUAUGAGCU
Molecule: messenger RNA, 1434 nt
Organism: Pseudoliparis swirei
Lineage: Eukaryota; Metazoa; Chordata; Actinopteri; Perciformes; Liparidae
Gene: eef2kmt
Product: eukaryotic elongation factor 2 lysine methyltransferase
Exons: 7
Coding region: 83-1090 (335 amino acids)
Source: RefSeq, a predicted model, not a curated record